AUGGCUGAGCCUGCGCAGGGCUAUCUAGGGUCUGAUGACCCGUCAUGCUACAACUGCGGUCUUGGAGGCCACUGGGCCGUUGCUUGUCCGGAACCGACAAGAAGGACUCCUGCUGGCCUUGCCAAGGCCAAUGCCUUGAGGAACUCUCCAAACACCCCUCAAGGCAAUGUUCAACAUUCUCACAGAGGCCCCAAGAGGUCAAAUAAGGGACCUAUCAUCACAAAAUAUGCUCCUCCUCCGCCACCACCUUCGCUGCCUCAUUCAUCCAUAGGACAUGGUGCGCCGCCAUAUCCACCACCCGCUGGACCAGCAUAUCAGCAGCCGAGCCCUCAGUUCCAGAACUCUUUUCCGCAUCAUCCGCCUCCUAUUCACUACUCAGCCAGCUACGGUCCUCCAACAUAUCAGCCACCGCAGUACCUUCCACCAUCUUACGGUGCUCCUCCUGGUCCCCCAAUAGGAUACGCAGCUCACCCUCCUGUGCCACCAGCACCAGCACCGGCUUCAUAUCCUCCCUCUUAUGGCCCAUAUCCACCACAUGUUGGGCCAGCUGGCUCGCCUGGCUAUCCUCCCCCAGCUGCGUAUCCUCCUUCUUAUCCGCAGCCACCAUAUGGACCGCCUCCUGUUCAUUAUCCUCCUCGUGGCGCGCCUGCACAUCAUUCUCCCUCGGCAGCAACGCCUCCCAAGCCGCCGCGUUCAUCUCAUACACACUCUUCAUUGAAAGAGCCCAUGAACGCCUCUCUUCCACCCAAACCCCCCAAGAGCAUCCAUACACAACAUGAGCCGCAACGCGAUCAUAGGAAUAAACGAAAACACGACCGCCAAAACAACAAGCAUCGUGAUAACAGACGUAAAGACCAAGGGGGCCGGCGUCGCUCUAACCAGAAGAUGCAAAACAAGGCCAAUCACUCUGGCUCAGCUGCUGGAUCUUCACGGAAGACACCGGCGCCGGCUAACACAAACGGCCCCAAAGAUCCCAACCUUUCAUCAGCCUCUGGCUUGGGAAAGAAUGCUAGGGCUGAAUCUGAAGCAUCAACAAACACAGUUGAGAUGCUGCCGUCCAACAAUAGAGAGGAGUCUCACCAGGAUGAUGACCAGUCUCCCCAAUCUCAUGCUAGGGAGCUUGAUGAAGAAUCUGUAGCUGUCGACGAGCAUUUCGAGAAUCAGAAUGGAGACGAGUCGGAAAUUACAACUCAAGGACUUGUCACCAAGACUGGAGCAGUGUCAGCAGGAGACAACGAAUCGUUUUCUCAGAACCCUCAAGACAGCGGAUAUGACAAUAUCUCAACUCCAAGUAGUCAUCAAUCUGACAAGCCCCGUCUAAACGGUAAACACAAGCGCUUGGAUGACGAGUCGGGAGACGAGAAACGGCCAAAAAAAGCAAAGUCCUCCGAGUCCUUGAUAGAUGGUCAAAAUGGCGCUAAAGAGGGCAGUCGGCAAGAAACGCAUAAUGAUGCAAGACAAGCUCAGGGCGAUCAUAGCUCACCGACGCGAGACGAAGAGGAUGAUCAAAUUUUGCCCACGCUAGAAUCUCGUUCUCGUUCUCGUUCUCGCUCAAGGGAACGAUAUCAGAAACCAGGGUCCAAAUCGAGGAAUUCGUCGGUCUCUAGUCGAUCCUCCGACUUGAAUUCUCUCGAGGCUGAGCUUUUAGGGCGACCAGACAAGAGGUCCUCUACAGAACCGAGCCCUCGUCAACGGCGGGAUAGCCUGACGAUACCAAAGAUGCAACGUCGCCGCCAACGGAAUUCAGAUUCUGCAUACAGUCGCCGCUGGUGA
Molecule: messenger RNA, 1773 nt
Organism: Trichoderma gamsii
Lineage: Eukaryota; Fungi; Ascomycota; Sordariomycetes; Hypocreales; Hypocreaceae
Exons: 4
Coding region: 1-1773 (590 amino acids)
Molecular function (GO): nucleic acid binding; zinc ion binding
Source: RefSeq, a predicted model, not a curated record